AUGAAAAAGCUGCUUUCAAAGAACUUAUCUACAAACUAUUCAAGCCAGUCAGCUCUCAAGUCUCUACCAAUUCCUCACAAUUUGCAGCGGUCACGUUUUCCAUCCGCCGCCGAAUGUGAAGGUAACUUUUAUCAUUCCUUGGCUAAUCCAAAUUCUUCACAUCCACAGAUGAAGCACAAAGCAGAAAAAUCUAAGCAGCCCUUAUUCCCUUACACCUCAAUCCCACCUCCUUCUUCCGCGCCGACACACUCAACCCAGACCAACCAUUCUUCUAUCAAUUCCCAAACCCGGAACAACCCCACGACCACCACGCCGACGGCAAAUUCGGUCGCCACGGACACAUCUAAGAUUACUGUAAAUUCGGCGGCAGUGGACGGUGCAGGCGACGGGAGGAGGGAGUCGAAGGGGAGAAGAUCUCGAAGCGGGGGUGAACCUCCAUUGGCGGCGAGAUGCAGACCUUCUGGACGAGGAGGAUUAGGUUUUUGUGUGGAGAGAAUUAAUGAGGGUUUCAAAGAGCAUAUUCUGGAAUUAGAA
Striga asiatica is the source of this 534-nucleotide messenger RNA. Lineage: Eukaryota; Viridiplantae; Streptophyta; Magnoliopsida; Lamiales; Orobanchaceae. The record is from the annotation of a GenBank genome assembly.